Molecule: messenger RNA, 3348 nt
Organism: Lutzomyia longipalpis
Lineage: Eukaryota; Metazoa; Arthropoda; Insecta; Diptera; Psychodidae
Exons: 2
Coding region: 1-3348 (1115 amino acids)
Biological process (GO): DNA integration
Molecular function (GO): nucleic acid binding
Source: RefSeq, a predicted model, not a curated record
AUGAAUGCCAUUUUCUCCAAUAAACGUUUUGGGAGAAAAUAUCUUUCUGCCCGAAUCAACGAUCAUCCGGUUGAAUUUCAAUUGGAUUGCGCCGCUGAUCUCUCCAUGAUUUCGAGGGAUACUUGGGUGGCUAUCGGACGCCCACCACUCACGGCAUCCACCAUCACCGUCAGAGAUGCACAGGCAGGAGAAAUUCCAGUCGAAGGCGAAUUUCAAUGUCGCAUCACACUUCUGGGCAAGGAAAUUUGUGGAAGAUGCAUCGUAUCCAGCAGUACGCACUCCAAUCUCUUUGGAAUUGAGUGGAUAGAGGACUUAGGUUUGUGGGAUUUGGCUCCAAAUGCCUUCUGCAACACUGUGAAACGCGAUCUCGACACUACGCAGGCUGUCCGGGAACUUCAGGCUAAGUUUCCCAUCGUGUUCAGUCCAGAAAUGGGGCUCUGUACUGAAGCUUCAGGCACUAUCCAUCUCAAGAGCGACGCCACGCCGAUUUUCCGACCCAAACGCCCAGUAGCUUUCCACAUGGCAAGCAUCAUUGAUGAGGAACUUGAGCGUCUACAAUCUUCCGGAAUCAUCACACCGGUUGAAUUCUCUCAAUGGGCAGCGCCAAUCGUAGUCGCACGCAAACCGAACGGCAAGAUCAGGAUUUGUGGUGAUUAUUCCACCGGUUUGAAUGAAUCCGUGGAAACCAACAACUACCCAAUCCCGGAUCCGGAUAGUCUGUUCAGCCGUCUAUCUGGAAAUAAGAUCUUUAGUCACGUUGAUCUCUCGGAUGCCUACCUUCAAAUACCUGUCGACGAAGAGUCAUCGAAGUUGCUCACGAUCCACACCCACCGUGGAUUAUUUCGCUUCAAUCGUCUGCCUCCGGGAAUCCGCAGCGCGCCAGGAAUUUUCCAGGAGAUCGUCGAACGGAUGUUGCAAGGCAUCCCGGGUGUCAUUUCGUAUUUCGAUGACAUCUGUGUGGCCAGCACGAAUGCUGAAGAACAUUUUUCCACGCUGCAAGCUGUUUUCCAGCGCCUGCAGGACUUCAAUUUUCGCGUCAAACUGGAAAAAUACCAAGAAGGGCUCCAUCCUGACCCAGCAAAAGUUGAGGCCAUCAACAAUAUGCCCGCGCCACGAAACGUACAGGAACUCCGCAGCUUCCUUGGUGCUGUGCAAUUUUGGGGUAAAUUUGUGGAUUCCAUGAGCCAUAUUCGUGUACCCCUUGAUCGCCUCCUCAAGAAGAAUGUCCGUUGGAAUUGGUCACGGGAAUGCGAAAACUCUUUCCAGCGCUUCAAGGAGAUUCUCAAGUCUGACUUACUCCUGACGCAUUACAACCCGAAACUUCCUAUACUUGUUGCCUCUGACGCAUCGUCCUACGCCAUCGGAUGUGUUGCAUACCAUGAGUUCCCUGAUGGUAGUCUCAAAGCCUUCUAUCAUGCGUCCCGGAAGCUUACUGACACUGAGGCAAAGUACAGUCAGGUGGAAAAAGAGGGUCUUGGGUUAACAUUCGCUGUGAAAAAGUUUCAUAGAUUCAUCUAUGGUCGCAAAUUUACCUUGCUUACCGAUCACAAACCGCUGGUCUCCAUCUUCGGAAGCAAGAAAGGCAUCCCCGUGCACACGGCGAAUAGACUCCAACGAUGGGCAUUGAUCCUCCUUGGCUACGAAUUCGACAUCAAGUACACAGCCACUGGACAAUUUGGGCAUGCAGACGUGCUCUCUCGACUCAUUUCUUCGCAACGCCGUCGCCAAGAAGAUGAGGUUAUCAUAGCCCUGAUCGACGCAGAUGUUUCCAUCGAUAGCGAAAUUGCACGAGACGUAGCAUCUCAUCUCCCUGUCGACUUCAAGAUGAUCCAACGCGCUUCACAGACGUCGCCCGCUCUACAAGAAGUUGCGAGAUACAUCACUGGGGGAUGGCCGUCGUCACGGAACGCCAUACAAUCUGGGGAAGUAUCAAAAUUCUAUAAGAUUCGUGAUGCUCUCUCGUUGAUCAAGGGUUGUGUAUUUUACAGGGAGAGGCUGGUGAUUCCUGAGGCUUUCCGGACAAAAGUACUGACGCAACUGCAUGAAGCUCACCCAGGCAUGGCUCGAAUGAAAUCCUUAGCCAGAGGAUAUGUGUUUUGGCCUGGGAUGGACAGCGCUAUCGAGCAUCGUGUCCGGAAUUGCCAGGAAUGUGCCACCGCCAGCAAAACUCCCGUAAAGUCGCACCUUGCGUCAUGGCCAUUGACUUCGCGAUGUUGGCAACGCAUUCAUAUCGACUACGCGAAGUACAAAAACGAUUAUUACCUUCUCAUUGUGGAUGCAUUCUCCAAAUGGCCCGAAGUUUACAAAACGUCGUCGAUGACUACUGCUGUCACCGUUGCGAGGCUCCGUGAGUGUUUUGCUCGCCAUGGACUACCGGAGAUUCUCGUGAGCGACAACGGGACCCAGUUCACGAACGCAGCCUUCGCGGACUACUGCAAGCAGAAUGGCAUCAAACACAUUAGAACUGCGCCCUAUUCUCCGGCCAGCAAUGGCCAAUGUGAGCGUUUUGUCGACACGCUUAAGCGCUCCUUGGAGAAACAGAAAUCCUUACCUGUUGAUGUUGCACUUCAGCAAUUUUUGGCAAAUUAUCGCGUCACCCCGAAUGAAAAUUCGCCUCAAGGAAAGUCCCCGUCGGAGGUGAUUUUUGGUCGAAAAGUGCACAUUGUUUUGGAUUUGCUGAAGGUGCCCUCUGAUGAACCAAUACGACGCAAUGAGAAGAUGGAAGCACAAUAUAACCGUCACCACGGAACCAAGGCACGCUCCUUCGCGAGGGGGGAGGAGGUUUACGCCAAAAUAUUCGCGAAAGGAGGCGUGAAAUUCACUUGGACACCUGGAAAAAUUAUUGAGAGACGAGGUUCAGCUGUCUACAAUGUGAGGUUAUGUAAUGGCACACUUAUACGCUCUCACAUCAACCAGUUGAAGCGCAGAUUCUCCGAUGAGAAUAGAGACUCUGGCUCUCUGCCGCUCCCAACAACUUCUCGCAACUCUCACCAAUACAACACGCGAUCCCAUUCACGACAAAUUCAGUCUCCCGCUACGCAACGCACUCCAUUGAGACCGAAGACUGAACGGCUUUCGGAUCCGAUCGUGAUAUCGUCGGGAUCUUCGUACGGCACAUUGAGUAACGCGGAUGAAUCUCUAUUGAGUCCAGUGAGAGAAAUUCAUUCACAAUCUGAUUCUCCUGGAACUCCAUUGAACUCCGUAUCCGACUCACAAGGAGCUGUUGGCCCAGCACUCACUCCACGUACACCAGACGCACCGACACAACGACCACCUUCACAGACACCGAUCUACCGUAGACUGCGCACGCGACGAAAUGUACAGAAGCGUCUUAGCGAUCACUACUGA